Molecule: messenger RNA, 2380 nt
Organism: Gossypium arboreum
Lineage: Eukaryota; Viridiplantae; Streptophyta; Magnoliopsida; Malvales; Malvaceae
Exons: 13
Coding region: 138-2240 (700 amino acids)
Molecular function (GO): FAD binding
Source: RefSeq, a predicted model, not a curated record
ACGAUUAAGGAUAAUAUCUGAAUUAUGCCUAAAAAGAAAUAACAAGUUUGAACCGGUUAAUCAUUUCGUAGAAAGAUAUCUAAUAAAAGUUCCUUAUCCCCAAGCUGAAGGUGGCACUUGGAAUAGUUGCUUUCCCCAUGUCGUCUCUGCUUCAAUGUCCUUCCAAGCUUCUCUUCCCUUUCCACCAUCCUUACUCCAAUUCCACUCCCGGCCUCCUCCAUCUUCGUCGCCAAACAGUCCCAAUCUUCUGUGCCAAGAGAACCGGCAAGCAGAGAUACCCUUCUGAGAAGAAGAAACUGAAACUGAAGCAGAAGGAAGCCCCAUCCUCCGUCACCGAAAAGUUCCAAGGAAUCUGGAGGCUUUCCAAGCUUGCCGUUUCGGUCAAAAACGACCCCGGAAAAGACAUUCUCCAUAUCCAUAUUGGCUUGCUCCAAGAAAUCGCUAAAGUCCUCGAGUUUCCAGUUGCUUCCUUGUUGCCAGAAGAAGCUUUCUCAGUGGUUCGGAAAUCUUUUGAUGCAAGAAAGGUACUGAAGGAGGCCAAGUUUGUUUAUACUGUGGAUAUGGAUGUCAGUAAGCUGCUGAGCCUAGAACCUCGUACAUGGGACUUCAUUUCCUGGUUGGAGCCAAAAGAUGGGCUUAUAGAACAUAUGCCCCGUGAAAGAAUUAGUCGUGAUUUGACCAGUAUAAUACGUGAUUUUAAAAAUAGCAAUGGUGCAUUGUCAAGAGAACAAGGGCAUAACAUUGACUCUGGUGAAUCACACAAGUGUUCCACAGUGAGAAAACCCAGAAUUGCUAUUGUGGGUAGUGGUCCAUCUGGCUUGUUUGCUUCUUUGGUUCUUGCAGAAUUUGGUGCAGAUGUUACUUUGAUUGAAAGAGGUCAAGCAGUUGAGAGGAGGGGGCGUGACAUUGGCGCCUUAGUGGUUCGCCGAAUUUUAGAAUCAGAAAGCAAUUUUUGUUUUGGGGAGGGUGGUGCAGGUACAUGGAGUGAUGGAAAACUGGUAACCAGAAUUGGACGAAACAGUGACUGUGUUUUGAUGAUCAUGAACACUUUGGUUCACUUUGGUGCUCCAAAAAGUAUAUUGGUUGAUGGAAAGCCUCAUUUGGGAACCGAUAGGCUAGUUCCUUUACUCCGUAACUUCCGCCAACAUCUUCAAUCAUUGGGUGUGGAUAUCAGGUUUGGAAUGAGGGUAGAUGAUCUGCUCAUACAGAAUGGACAUGUAGUGGGUGUGGAAGUCUCUGAUUCAACAAAUAAAUUGAAGUCAGAUUGCAAGAAGUUGGGAUUUGAUGCGGUUAUCCUUGCUGUUGGACAUUCUGCACGUGACAUAUAUCAAAUUCUUCUUUCUCAUAACGUGGAUUUGAUUCCAAAAGAUUUUGCUGUUGGUUUGCGGGUAGAGCAUCCUCAGGAACUAAUCAACAACAUACAGUAUUCUGCAUUGGCCAAUGAAGUUUGCAGUGGACGUGGGAAGGUACCAGUUGCAGAUUAUAAGGUUGUACAGUAUGUUAAUGACAAGGACAAGAAUUCACCACUCAAGUCGGAAUCUACAAAUCGUAGUUGUUAUUCUUUCUGCAUGUGCCCUGGUGGGCAGGUUGUUCUCACUAGUACAAGCCCAUCAGAGAUCUGUAUCAAUGGGAUGUCAUUUUCUCGCCGUGCAUCUAGGUGGGCAAAUGCUGCCCUUGUUGUGACUGUUUCAACAAAGGAUUUUAAUGCAUUGAAUUUCCACGGACCCCUUGCUGGGGUUGAAUUUCAGAGGGAAUUUGAGCGAAGAGCAGCCAUAAUGGGUGGGGGAAAUUUUGUGGUGCCUGUGCAGACUGUUUCUGAUUUUUUGGAUAAUAAAGUAUCAGUAACAUCUAUGCCGUCAUCAAGCUACCGCCUAGGAGUGAAGGCAGCAAGUCUCCAUGAAUUGUUCCCAAUUUAUAUGACAGAUGCUUUACGCUAUUCUAUUGCAAUGUUUGAUAAAGAGCUACCUGGAUUUAUCUCGAAGGAGGCCCUUCUUCACGGAGUUGAGACUAGAACUAGCUCUCCCAUUCAGAUUCCACGUGACAGUGACACCUACGAGAGCAUGUCUUUAAGAGGGCUCUACCCAGUUGGUGAAGGAGCAGGUUAUGCUGGUGGGAUUGUAAGUGCGGCAGUUGAUGGCAUGUAUAGCGGUUUCUCCGUGGCACAAAAACUUGGUUUGUUUCAUGGUGACAUAGAGUCAGUUUUAGGAAAGGCUCAGAGUGCUGGAAUGGUGAAGUACUAGAACGGAUUUAUUGCGUUUGAUUUUAUAACGAAUGGUUUCAGAUGAGUACAUGCUCCAUUAUCAUUGUAAAGCUCUACAAAAUUGAGGAGGAUGACGAGGGGACUUCAAAUGCAACUCCAGUUUUGUUUCAUAAAAUUAAA